Drosophila kikkawai is the source of this 2102-nucleotide messenger RNA. Its product is annotated as WD repeat-containing protein 46. The record is from RefSeq and is a predicted model, not a curated record. NCBI's taxonomy places the organism in Eukaryota, Metazoa, Arthropoda, Insecta, Diptera, Drosophilidae. Gene Ontology annotation, molecular function: protein binding. Gene Ontology annotation, cellular component: 90S preribosome; nucleolus; small-subunit processome. Gene Ontology annotation, biological process: maturation of SSU-rRNA from tricistronic rRNA transcript (SSU-rRNA, 5.8S rRNA, LSU-rRNA).
AGUGGUGCCACUUUAAUCGAACGACUUUGGCCACACUGACACACAGCUGAAGAAGAAGAAGCAGCACGUGCACGCUGUUGAUUCAAAAUUGAUUGUUUUCUUAAGUAAAUUCUUUAAAUAAUAGUACUGAGGAUGACAAAACCGACGCCGAAAGCGCGUCCCAAGCAAAAGACCCCACACAAACGCUACUUCGACACAGAGAAGGCCACCGACAAUGACGACGGCGGCCUGGAACGCGUCCAAGUGCGGCGCAAGAGUCAACAGAACUUCGUUGGCGACUUCAUCAAGAUGCAAACCAAGACCAAGAAGACGCCAGCGUUCGUAAGGAAGGCACCCAAGAAGCCGACGGCCGAGCCAGCGGACCCAGCUGAGCCCCAGCCCAAGAAAAACCCCAUUCCGCAGGAGCUAAUGGACAAGUACUCGCGCGGCGAGAAGGUGCAGCCGAAGGGCGUCAAGACGCGCCACUUCAAGGAGCAGCAGACACGCAAGGAGGUGUACCUUGAGUACGCCACCGAGCAGGCGGCGCGCACAGAGCUGCUGCUGCAGGAGGUACCCGGCCAGCUGGAGCCGGACGAGGGCGAGACCACGGCCGAGCUGCGGCAGGCGGAGAUCGCCGGGCUUGUGGACCUGCAAUCGGCGGCAAAGCACUUUAGUCUAAGCAUGGAGCAUGGCCCCUACCAGUUGCGCUACACCAAGAACGGCCGCCACUUGCUGCUGGGCGGGCGGCGCGGUCACGUGGCCGCCUUCGACUGGGUCACCAAGCGGCUGCACUGCGAAUUCAAUGCGAUGGAGAGCGUCGAGGAUGUGCAGUGGCUGCAUGUGCCCACCAUGUACGCCGUGGCGCAGAAGAGCUGGGUGUACAUCUACGACAAGAAGGGCACCGAGCUGCACUGCAUCAAGCGGCUGUCGCGGGUCAAUCGGCUGGAUUUUCUGCCCUACCACUUCCUCCUGGCCGCCGGCAACACCGCUGGCUACGCCUCGUGGCUGGAUGUCUCCAUUGGCGAGCUGGUCGGCAAUUUCAAUACCGGCUUAGGUGACAUCCGCCUGCUGCGCCACAAUCCCAGCAAUGGAGUUCUCUGCAUCGGCGGCGGACGCGGCGUCGUCUCCAUGUGGUCGCCCAAGGUGCGCGAGCCCCUGGCCAAGCUUUUGUGCCACUCUACAGCAAUGACAGCGCUGACGGUUGACCCCAAGGGCCAGCAUCUGGUCACCGCGGGCCUGGAUCGCGCCGUCAAGGUGUGGGACAUCCGGAUGCUGGUGCAGGACAAGCCGCUGACUCACUUCCAGCUGCGCCUGCCCGCCAAUGAGCUGGAUGUGUCGCAGCGCGGCAUGCUGGCCCUAUCCCAGGGCACCUACCUGGAGACCUAUGCCGAUCUAUUGUCGGGCGGCGGCACUGCUGAUUACCAGAAGCUGCCCUAUCUCCGCCAGCGCUGCGAUGCCUUCGUCCACGGCCUGCGCUUCUGCCCGUACGAGGAUGUGCUCGGCGUGGCCACCGCCAAGGGCUUCCAGUCGCUGCUGGUGCCCGGCUCUGGGGAGCCCAACUUCGAUGCCAUGGAGGACAAUCCCUACGAGACGUCGAAGCAGCGGCGCGAGCACGAGGUGCAUGCGCUGCUUGAAAAGAUACCGCCGGAGCUGAUCACAUUGGACCCGCACGAGAUCACGGGCGUGGAUGCGCCCACGUUGCAGGAGAAGAUCGAUGCCAAGCGCAGGCUUUUCCAUGUCAAGGCGCCGCGCAUCGAUAUGAAGUCACGGCACAAGAUGAAGGGACGCGGCGGCUCUGCCAAGGCGGCGCGCAACAAGCAAAUUGUGAAGGAUGCCAAGCGCAAGGAGUUCAUUGCCGAGGUGCGCCAGGCCAAGGCCAGCGUGUUCAAGGAGCACGGGGCAAAGGUGGCCAAGCCCAAGACCAAGGCAGCGCGCUCAGUGCUGGAUCGAUUCAAGCCGAAGCCCCCAAAGAAGCGCAAGGCCUGAAGCAGGCGGAAAGGAGGAACACAAUGUACACAUUAAACUAAUUAUAGAAACCAACUAGCUGUGGAAAAUGUGUGUUUUUCCCGGGUUUAAGCUUAGUUUAUAAUUUAAAAAUCCAACAAGUUCUUGCAACUUAUAAA